AGAUGUGAAACAUCCAUUGCCAAGUAACUCCAAGAGUGACUUUAGAUCAUUGUUACUGCAGCUCUCCAACAGUUUGACUGGAAAAGAACUGCAGGCGCUUAAGUUCCUGUGUGGAGAUGUUCUUCCUAGAGAUAAACUGGAGACAAUCAAUCACGGAUUCGAACUUUUUGAGGCUUUAGAACACCUCAAUAAGUUGUCAGUGAGAGACAGGGAUUUCUUGGCGUCCAAACUGAUUGCUGUGAAUAGAAUUGAUUUAAGAAACCAUCUCUUAGAAAUAGAAGGUUAGUUAUAGAUCGAGUUAGUGAUCCAGAGAGUUUUUACUUUACAGCUGGAAGAAUGAUGCAACGUUCCUGUAGCCCCCAGAGUGUUGGGGUGGAGGGGGGGGUUUUUAGGGUCUUAAGCAGAUGAUACAAUUUCUUUUAGCCUCUCAAACAGGGUGUCUUUUUGGAGCUGAACACUUAAAAAGAGUUUUGUGAAAAGAAAUGAAUCAGGGUCAUGAAAUAACUUUCUUGUCUUAACCCUUUAAGCCCCAAUAUCCACAUACAAAUUCUCCAAACUGAUCUCUAUACAUUUCCUUCAAGAAUAAGUUGAGAGAAUUUGAUAAAAGAUCAAGGCAUUUUCCCUUAGGUGAUCAUUUUAUUAAUUCUCAUAACCUAAUCUCUUGACAUUGUAUGGAUAUUGUUAGGAGAAAAUUGACGUUAGACACUAUUGGGACUUAAAGGGUUAAACAGAGUAGCAAAAUGAACGACUUUUGUUUUUAGAGGGCUGAAAACAGUUUGAUCAGUUGCGGAUCAUUGGGUUGUUAUGCAGUCAUUUUUCUUUAAAGUUUAUUGGCUGCAUUUCACCUUAUGAUAAAGGUACAAGCACGGUAGAAGGAUAAAACAAUUCUAAAGAAACUGUGUUCAGCCACCUUAAACAGGGUCAGGGUUUGAUGGCCUCACUGGGACGCAUCUACCCAAACUUCCUUCGAGUGCCCUCCCCCCUUCUCCCCAGCUCUUGUACCUGCAUAAGGAGCUAGUGCAUGCAAUCUCGUCGCCACGGUCUUCUCGUUUUCCAAUAUCGCGGCGUCAGGAAAGAAGACCCUGGGACAGAAGAUCAUGUGAUCAAAAUCUUCAAUGAGGUUAGAGAUUAAUUCAAUUUGGUGGCCAAUGAGAAGAUGUGGGUGAAUCUGGAAAUAAGAUUGAUGAAGGCAAAUCGGAAAAGGCAAAAUGGCGGGAGAAGGAAAAUUUUCUUAUGGAAGAAAAUUACAGCACAAAAGUGCAGACAUCAGUAACAGGAAAAGGUAAUGUGUUAAAACAUUUUGUUAUUUGCUGUUCAUUGUUUCUUUUCUGAUUUAAAUUUCGAGAAUGAGUCUACACAUCAGUCUCUACUCAUCAGUCUCUACACAUCAGUCUCUACUCAUUGUUCCCUGGGUUUUUGGUCUUUCUCCUCACCAAAAAGGACUUGUUGAAUCAAUCUGACUACAACUUCAAGGCUCAAGUCUGUUUGAGGAGAAUUAGAAAGCGUGUGAAAUUGGGCUGCUAGCUUUAAUCCCUGCUUUUCAUACCCUAGAACAGACAGUGGAACCUCGAUAUAACAAAGGGCUAAGUGACUGGGAAAAUGUGUUCACUAUAAGGAGGUUUCAUUACAUCGAGGUUCUUUUACAUACAUUUUACUAUUAUUGGGCUUGGAAUAUCCUUCAUUAUGCCAAGUACUUCAUUAUAUUAGAGGUUCAUUAAAUCGAGUUUCCACUGCAAAUCUGAAAAAAAGAAAAGUUGAGCAAAGUUGAACGUAACUGUUUAUAUAUUUAUAAUGACAUCCUUAGCUAGUCUCUUUUACUAUUUGCUGAUUGCAGUGGAGAUAAAGUCACGUUUUUAGAAUAGUCAUGAAGGAAUGCUAUUUGCCUGAUUGUCCUGAAUAUUUCUCUUUCACUAUCUUUUGAAGUUAUAAUGCAUGUGUGUGUUUUUUUUUUCUUUUCAGGUUCAAGAAAGUUAAGAACACAGCUUAUGUGCAAGCUGUAACUUGCAGUAUCGCAAGCACUGAUGUAUAUUGAAUCUUAGUUUUUAGCUUAAGCUUCCUUUCUAUUUUCUUUUUCUUGCAUUCAUUCACAGUAUGUACAAACUUCUGAGAAUGGACUAUAAUUUAUUUGCAUAACUCAGAGAUGUUUUAGAAAGAUAGUUGAAAAAUUAAUAUAAAAUCGACAGAGUUCCUUGAUCAGUACUGGAUUUAAGAUGCGAAGGCAAGGUCCAUGUUAUUAUUCAUAACAAUCUCUUCAACAAUAAAGAAUCAUAUAGUACAUGUAUACAGAACAAUGAAAUAGUCAUUAGACAUCAUUUAGAAAAGCUACUUCUUUUUGUAGUUUAAAUACCCCCUUUCGCAUUUCAACAGUCAUCAGUCUCUCAUUGGUUGCUUUAUUUUGUUGGAAAAAGUUCUCUAGAAAUGUUAGUGGGGUGGGGAGGGGGGGCAGGGAGGCAGAAGCCCAGGAGAUUAUGGAGAUUUUCCUAAAUACAACGAGUUCAAGCGACAUUAUGCUAAGUGAUAAAUCUAUAAAAUACCGUAAAAUUCCGAAAAUAAGCCCCGGGGCUUAUAUUUUUCAAAGGCCCUUUUUGAGGGGCUUACAUUCGGAGGGGCUUGUCUACGGAGGGAAAUCUGCAUUUACAAAUCGAUUGGGCUAGCCUUAUAGUUCGAAGUAAAUGUACUGUUUUUGCGUUAAUUGUAUUACUUUGUAUUUGAGAGCAAUUUUCCUAGUACAAGCCCCUGGGGGCUUAUAUUGGAAGGGCGAUUUAACAGAGGGUUUUAUGCGUCACUGGUUUGGGAGGCUUAUAUUUGGAGGGGCCUAUACAUUAAGGGGCAUAUUUUCAAAAUUUUACGAGAAUUGAAGCCCAAUGUAGGAACUUUAAGUUCUGGUUAGCCUUAACCAAAAAUGAAAACAAAUUAUCCCAAAUGGCAUACCACGACAUUAAAUGGAAUGAAAAUAAAGCUUUCUGGAGUAAAAAAAUCAAAAGCUUGUUGGAACAGAUACGGGUAAGGAGAAUUCUGGAUGAAAGCACACUAUGCGGACAUAGGAAUCGUAAACAUGAUCAGGCAAUGACAAAGGUGGCUAAGUGAAAUAAAUAACGAUACUAGAAAAGAUGCUAACCAAAGUGUGGCCACAUUGAGACCACAACUCAAACACGGUGAAUUCUAACACUGAAAAACGGCUGUUGUUUUACUGACAAGUAGAUAAGGUUGACGUAAAACUAGAAAGGAAAAUACAAUUGAAAGAUCUUAAUUACAUGCGACGAGAAAUGUACUAAGUAAACAAAUGCGAAUAGAAAACUUAACUAGAAAAUUACAACAGGCGAAAUAAUAAACCAAAUAAAAGAGGAAACGAAAGAAAGACUAAUACGUUGUGAGCCUAUUAUAAAUUUGUCCAGAAAAACCAAAAUCCAUCGCUGAACUAGUGAGCGAAGUAAUCUCUGACCGCCGAGCUAACGAUCAUGCAGCUUUAAAAAAUAACGGCUUGGUCACCUGACUCCAAAAGGGCGCGAAAAUUACACUACCGCGCGGUCCUGGGCUGGCUAGCAGCCACACAAAGCAACAAAAUGAGAACCUACUGGAUAUUCAAAUUGAUAGACAAUUAUAAAUGUGAAGCCUACAUCGGGUCACCAAUACGUGACACAGAAUAACUCUAACAAAACUGCAACUAAGCAACCACAAAUUAGCCAUAGAGACUUCUUCUAGCCACAAAGCUAUCAUUUCUUGGUAGGAAGGGUAAUAGUUAUUAUAUUUAAUGUGAAGUUAAGGCCACCUCCUCUUUAUUUGCCCUCUUAGCCAGCAGCUGUAUUAUGUUAAGCCACAGCUUUGAGUUUAACGUUUGCGAGUACUCAGAAAUUACUUUGUUUGGCUGAUCCAGGAUGAAUCCACCAUGGACCACCUUCUUGCAUGUUAUCUGGGGAUGAGAGCCAUCGGCCAAUCACGGUCCAUGAAAGAAUUAGUUUUAGGUUGCUGUGUCCCAGGGUCUUCUUUCCUGAUGCUGCCAUUUUGGAAAACAACCCUGGGGACGAGGUUGUAGUGCAUGUGUAGUUUUCUACCAUGUGACAAGGUGGCCAUGUUGGUUGACAGGACUAUGAAAAAUUUUUCCCUGGUAUUAGCUUGAAGAAAGAUUAUAGUUAACCAAUGGAGGGAAAUCCUUAAUGUUUUUGUCUGCCAGCCUGAAAACCUGCAAUGCAAAACAUAGACUUUCUUAAAGUAGUACUUCACUAAUCUCCAUUGAUCUAUUUCCUUAAAACUUUUAAUGAAAAUGGCAAUUUUUCAUCUUGGCUGUGUCUGUUUUUUACUUUUUUUUGUCUUCUGUAAACACAGAUGAUCUGUCGUCUUUAAUGUUUUGAAAACAAGUUUUUCCCUCAUUUUCUGCUUAUUUGCUCCGAACUCCCAAUAACUUGAACUCCUGAUAACUGCAACUUUUUUUUAUUAUUUACUUGAAAGUUUGAGUCAUUGAGAGUCAUUUGUACUAUAUUUGAUGAGUGGGUUAAGAAAACGGCAGUCAUAGACUAAUGUAGACCUAUACAUUGAGCAGUAUGUAUACAUAUUACCAUAUCAUAGAAAGGGCUUAAGAAUCUUUUUAAGCUGAGAUCUUGAGAGAGGAGCUAGAAAGCUAUUAUGUGAAUUUUUGUGGUAAUCAUGCUUGGUUAACUCUUGAUCACUAAGUCUUAAUGCAGAACUCUGACCACUAGUUGUUUCUUGACUGUCAUGAGUUGAACUCAAUGGCCAUGGUUGUACAUUAAGCCAACUAGUUAUAAGCUCCUGACAGAAGGGGUUUUUAACCAUGCCAUGUUUUAUUAUUUUGUUUUCUCUAGAUGUGGAAGAUCCAUUGCCAAAUUUUCGUUCCUUGUCGCCAGUUCCUCCUCAUCUCAUAGGACUUACAAGUGCACAUCAACAGUCUCAACAGGAAGAUGGUUGGUCUCUUCAAUCCAGUGCCAGCUCACAUGUUCCCCAUAAACAAUAUCCUGGAUUGCAAAGGUAUCAUCCAGAAACUGUGCCAGUGACUGUCAGUACACAGGUUCAGCCCCAGGAACAAGCUGGAUCUUUGCGGCGAUAUCAUCCAGAACCUGUGCCAGUGACUGACAGUGAACAGGUGGCCCAGAAACAACCUGAGUCUUUGCACCAUGCCCUGUCAAGAGUAACAGGAACUGUUGAGACUUUCCCAAGGUUUGUACAUCUUUCAGUUUUGUGGCUUGUGAUUAAAGGGACUGGUUCACGAUAAUUCGCAUGUGUGAGUUCUGACAGUAGCUGAUUGUUUUUCAACCAAUCGGAAGCGAGUUAGACGCAUGCAAGUAAAUUUACAAAAUUCAAAUUAAUUGUUCACGACGCGAGAGUAUUUCCGGGCAUUUGGUUUGAUUUUAUUUAUCCCCAUAAUUCAAGUUUAUUCUUUGCUGCUCCUCUGAUAUAUGUUGCAGCCGAUAAGAAUAAGAUUUACAGCCCUGUCCUGCUUUGAAACAAACAUUUACCAACGUGUAUUUUUACGAGGUCGUACCCACGCUAACAAAGCAGUCACCGAUCGGCAAACAAAAUUUGUAAACAAACAUCUUAUUACUGUUCUCUCAGUUCGCCUUAUAUAAAUCAAGAAUACCUACAAAUAGGACCUGACCAGUAACAAAAACGCACAACGUAUGAGUAUAAAGAUUAUCCUUAAUCGAGCAUAAAUUUCAAAUGCUUAGCAGCAAAUGAACAAAUUCAUUUGCGUUGCAUCGAGUCAGUGUUCCGCAAAACAAAUGUUAUUGAGUAGCACACAUAAAGAAACUAGAUUAUAAACAGAAUAUUCAGGCAGUAAUUUAUUUUAAAAACAUCAAUUCUUAAACAUAUACGAUCGUAAAGCAAAGUUACGAGGAACAUUUUAAAUGUACCAGAUCGGUGAAGAUCGCGCGGCCUGUUGCAGUAUAACUACAGGUCGGAGUCAAAAAUCAAAUCAAAGUUGAAUGAACUCAUGCCUUUAACCACUUUCCAAGUAUCGUGUAUACUUUUCGUAAGCCACGCACUACUCCUAGAACCAUACCAGAACGAUAGGCUAAGCUUCUCUAUCCCCAAAGACUCUUGAGAACGUCCUGUUGCCGGACGGCCACAAUGCUCUUCUGAACCUCCAUGAUCAAAACAUUAUUUUUUGCGUCUUCUUAAAACGUAACCAGUCAAACUACACAACCACACGUUAAUCACCACUACCGAAGUAUAACUAGACCAGCCAAAGCGACGGAUGUCCGAAUAAAACGAAGGAUUUUCAAUGAUUGUACCGGUAAUGGCGAUUUCGAAUUUAGUGUUGACCCAUUCUCGUCCCCAGAGCCACUCGGGCUCUGGGGACGAGAAUGGUGCUGACCCGACAAAUGUAUUCUGAAGAGACAAACGGCGCGCAUGCGCAUUAUCGUGAACCAGUCCCUUUAAUACAGCUGUUUUAGUAUUAUGUAUGUGGAAAAAUGAGAGACAAAGUGGUUACCAAAUGCUUUCUUUUAAUGCAGGCUGCACACACCUUCUAUUACUCUAUUUUCUAUGCAUGCACCUCCCCCCUCCUCACCCUACUACUUUCUUGGUUUGUAUUAUGUCUUAAUCAGCCAUUACAGUUAUUUUUAGCAGCCAGGACAACACCUAUUAUUUUUUAUUAACUCCUUAUCCCUGUUUGCAGUUUUUGUUUCAAUGAAUGAAUAAAAAUUAAGAUUGUUGUUGUUGUUGUUGUGACAUCCACAUACUAUCAUCGCAGACAACUAAAGCCUGAACAAAGCAUUCAAGAAGAAUUGGUUGCACCAGAUCCUGCAGCAGGGGCCGUGGCUAAUCUUCAGGUAAAUCUAAUGCUGAAACGACAUCUUCAAUAUGAAGGAUGUUUCUUAGAUCCUGAGAAGUAUGAUCGAGUGAAGUGUUUAGGACAUGGAGCAUAUGCUAGGGUACAUUUAUGCUUUUUUUUAUGGAGUAUUUUGUGCAUAAAUUUUGGCAUGCAACAAUAGUCUGAGUAUGGAUCAAAGAAUGAAAUGAAGGCUGAUUAUAGUGACUUUGAUUCACUCAAAAGUAUCGUACUCACUUUUGUGUUCAAAAUCGUUUGUGCAAACAAACUAGGUGAGAAGAUCCUACCAAACAUAACCUUAAAAUAUUGCUGUUCAGUCUUGCAAGUUAAGUACCACCCAGAAAGUAAUGUUAAAAAAUGAUGCCUGGAGGCUUAUAAGGUGCAGAAGUAUUGACGCCCUAAAAGUAAAAUCAUUCUCUUUUACGACCCCUCCCCCCCCCCCUUGAAAAAAUAACAACAACAACAACCAAAGAGAGACUUUUGUCAUUGCCUUUUUAUUAAUUUAGUAAUUGAUCAAUCAGAAGUCAAAGGAAGAAGACAGGAAGGAAUUGCAAGUUUCAAAGCUCACAAAAACAAACAACCUCACAACAACAAAUGCAUGCAACAAUAUGACCGCAAUUGCGAGAUUUGAACAAAAGAAAAUUGGAAAUAAAUCUCAGUGCAUUUUGUCUCUGUUCAGGAGUUUUUUGUUGUAUUUGUACCAUGUCACAUGCAUGCUGGAAUGUGUUGACUUUAUCUAAAUGUUGGAUGCAAUUUCAAUUUCCUGUCUGGGCCUCAGGAAACUAUCAGGUGUUCCUUUGUCAAGUCCAUUUCCAAAGAAAUGCUCAGGUCGAGAUUUAGAUUUAAUGUAGUGAAUUCACUUAGCAUGGAUUCUUUGGAUUCAAAAUCCACUUAGGGAUUAUAGGAAAGAAAUAUGACAUCUGUUUUUGGAGUCGAGCCUGAAUUUUUUAUUUUCCCCAAGCAUUAACAUACCAAAUGUUAGUGAAGUACAGUGAGAUGGGUUUUUGCAGGAACCUGACCUUCAAAAGAAUGAGUAUAUGAAUGAUGACCUGGACCUUGAAGUUGAUAUAGGAUCCCGUAAGUAUUUAUUAUUAUUAUUUUUUGUUACUGAGGUGUUUGUCUCCCAUGGAGCCAUUAUUUACAUUGUCACACAAUGCCUUGGAACCCAUUUGACCAAGACAAAUUCUCGAGGGAAAUUUUCUUUGCUCGCACAAUGUUACAAUUUACUCUCUCCAAAGCUGUUUUUCUUUCUGUGACCUUUGAUCGAUGCAUUUGGUGAAGAAAGACAAGUAACAUGAAAGGACUGUUUAAGGAGACCCAAAAUGUAUAUUGUAGUUUCGAAAACGAAGACUGAAGCACGAAGCACCCAAAUCUCGAAAACGAAGCACCCAAAACUCGAAAACGGAGCACCUAAAUUUCGAAAACGAAGCACCUAUCGAAAACGAAGCAACCAAAACUCGAAACCACUGUAGGUUGAAUGAGUACAAUUUUACGUCUUGCAUGACGCAAUCCGAAUCAGGUGGAGGCAGCGGAUGCGUUUGCACCCUCAAAGGUCCACAAAAUCCAUCCCAAGGGUUUUAUACAAGCCUCCAACUGUUUAACUGAACGUUUCUAGAUAGGAUAUCCUGUAUUAAUUUUAUUAUUAGUCUCGCUAUACUUGAUACAUCUUAUCUUAAUAUGCGUUUUUUUCGGUACACAUACAUAUUUAUGUGACCGUAUUUUGACGUAUGCAAGUAUGCGCGAGCACUAAAACAAAAGGUCUGAAACGAGGUUUAAAACGGAGAGUGAGGCUCGCGCAUAAGACUCUUACGCCACGCUAGACAAAGGACUAGACAAAGGACGGCUGUGUGUGGGAGACUGAUGCCUGCCUGGCUUUUUCUGGCCAAUGAUACAGUAACAUUCUAGAAACAGUUUGGGCGUUCUCGGUUUUCUGAUCACGACCAAAACAUAGCCUCCCGCGCAGCGGCGGAAAUACAUUUACAACACCUCGCAGUUCUAAUUGACUAGAUUUUAACUGCAUUCGAUUCGUUAUCGUGCUUGAUUCCUGCUGUAUUAGCAAGACACUGUCUCGUGUUUAUAAAGGACAGACCGGUUUCAAGUUUAGGGGUCUUCGUUUUCGAGUUUUUGGGUGCUUCGUUUUCGACAUUUGGGUGCUUCGUGCUUCGGCCUUCGUUUUCGAAACUAACAUUUAUUUAAACGCCACGAAUGAACAUUUGUUAGUCAAUAUGACACAAAUUCUUUUGUGCUCAGAAUGAGCACAACAGUAUGCAAAUUUGAAAGGUUUAGUAGCAUAAAUAUAUAACAUCUAUCUAAAAAAAAGCAUUGGAAUGACUUUCAAAAAUAAGAAAAAGGACGUGAAAAAUUUAUUCAUCCAGUCCGUUCGCACGUUGACAGUUUUGAUAGACGUGUGACAUGUGAAAAGCGGAAGUCUCUUGUCUCUUCCGGUUAAGUCGGGGAGAUUCAUCGAGAUUUUGUGGGCGUUUUUAAUAAAACAAUUAUUCCACUCGCUUUUGUUGGAUAUGAGAUGAUUAUAGCCCACGCGCCCUCGUGGAAUAAUUGUUAAAUUUUUUUUUUCGGCUAAUCAGAGAUGGUUUUUUUCGGAUUCUUCCUGAGGUUAGUGAUCCCUGUCCCUAUACAAAAAGAUCGAGGCCUCUGGGAACUAGAUUGCCCAUGAGGCUUCAAGGUCCCAACAAGGGUUGAACAACAACGACCUCCAUUUUCACGACAUGAGUGGUUACGAAGUCGACAUAAACCAGGGCAUACCCGAUAACAGGGCCCUGAACUUAGCGUACAAGACCCAUAGUAGGGACAGUAACUCCAACAGUAACUUUAGAUUAUUGUUACUGCAGCUCUUCAACAGUUUGACAAAGAACUGCAGGUCUUGAGGUCUCAGGGUCUUGAGUCUUGCGUCUUAAGCAGGGUAUACUAUUUCUAUCUUAGCCUCUCCAACAGGAUGUCUUUUUCACGGAGCCCAGUAAGUGCCAUGCAAAUUUUUGUGCUCAAUUUCUCCUUUCGUGACUUUUUUCUCGCCUUUAAGUAUUUUUCCGGACUUUUUUCUUGACUUUUUUCCCGACUUUUGUUUCAACUUUUUCCCAACUUUUUUCUCGACUUUUUUCACCGCUGAUCACAUACAUAAAAGGCUCAUUGAUGGGUAGAAGUGCUUGGAGACAUGGCCAGGUUUUGUAACUAUUUUAUUUAGUGCUGAAAAUGUAAUACCGUGCAGUUUGACCUCCCUACCCUCCUGUCUUACAACUAGGCAAUGCUGAGCUAGGAAAACUUGUAAAUGCUAGAUUGGAAAAAUUAGAAUUGUUUCAGUCUCAAAAUGUUCGGGAUGAACUAAUUACCCAAAGUGUCUACGGUGGUAAAAUAGCUUCGUCAGCUCAAACCAAAACGCCCCACGCUCAGCUCAAACACAGUUGUUGUUAUUUAGUACAUUAUAUUGUUUUGACAAUUGCUCUUAAAGUUAACUGUCAAUUUAUUCAACUCAAUUCAACUGAUAAUUUAUUCAGACAAUGAACAUAUAACACUUUUUCAGAAUAUUUAAUUAAGUCACUAUUUCGUAAGAGCCUGUGUUAGAGAUACAUUUCUGGAUUAAUUUCAAGCUUGUGAUUUUCAUUAACAGUUCUGUUCAAGUUUCCAAAAUACGUUGUCUCAGACGUUCUUGCCCUUUUUAUCCCUGUUAAUCCUUAUUUAUGUUCUCGCCUUUUUGUUCGACCUAUAAAUCACCGGUACCGUUUUCAAAUAUUGAUGGCAAUGAGCAGUUUUAUCGGUAUCAUAAAACAAUAACACUUUAGCUCUAAAAAGUCAAACAAAACAAUCUUUCGGAGAUUUUAAACAGAAUUACGGGCAAAAAUGUAACGGUCCUUUUACCUAGGUAUCAUACCCCCAACUUUCUCUCCCCUAUUGAUGCAGCCCCUUACGGGGUCGGAUUACAGUCCCCCUUGCCCACAACCUCACAAGGUGCACAGUCCCUGACUUCCACAACCCCGCAAGGGGCAAUGCUAUCCCUAUGCAUCGACAACAACCUCUUGGGGUCACUAUGGUUUCCUCGCCUACCAAGACCACGAAAUUUUAAAAUGCUCUUCAAAUGCCACAUACUUUAUGUAAAAACAAUGAGUUAACCCGACAAGCGGCAAGAUCUCUUUGAAAUUCAUUCCCAAAUAACAUUUUCUGGCUCAGCAUUGCCUUGUUGUUGUAAGACAGGAAGGUAGGGAGGUCAAACUUUACGGUAUAACAUUUUCAGCGAUAAAUAAAAUAGUUACAAAGCCAAGAAUCAGACCUGGCCUUUGACGUAUGUGAUCAGCAGUGAAAAAAGUCGAGAAAAUUAAGCCAAGAAAGAGUCGGCAAAAAAGUCGAGAAGAAAGUCCGGAAAAAAAUCGAGAAAAAGUCGGGAAAAGUCCGGAAAAAAACUUAAAGUGAGAAAAAAGUCAGGAAAAAAACUUAAAGGCAAGAAAAAGUUCGAGAAAGGAGAAAUCGAGCUCAAAAUUUGCGUGGCACUUACUGGGCCCCGUACUUUUUGGAGCUGAAAAUUUAAAAAGAGUUUUAAAUGUUAAUUCUGUAUGCGUAAAGAAAUUUUGUCUCAAACAGAGUAGCAAAAUGAACAAUUUCUGUUUUUAGGUCGCUGAACACAGUUUGAUAGGUUGGGGAUCAUUGGGUUGUUGUGCAUUCUCUUUCUUUAAAAGCUUAUUGGCUGCAUAUCUCCUUAUGAUAAAGAGAGAAACUGUGCUCAGCCACCUUAAACAGGGUCAUUUAACUGAAAUAUUGUGUUUCACUCUAAAUUGAACUUUUAGUGGUCAGUGUUGACUUUAACACUUUUUUUGUGUACUAGAUAUCAUUCAGGCUGAACAUCAAGCUAUGGUGAAUACCACUACAACAGGUUCGUUUUACAUCUGACAAAAGUGCCCAGUGAUCACUUUUGACUUACCUGUACUUUUGUGCUUGGGUGAAAAGGAAAUGCUUGCGUUUGCACUAGCCCUAUAAUAUACAUGGAUUUUUCAAUUUCUUCUUGGUUUAUUGACUACAGCAAUUUGCUUAACAGGUUCUCCAAUAGAGGAAAGACACCCAUUUCCAAAUUUAAAUCCACUUGGGCCAGCUUUGCCAAUUACAUCACCAACAAGUACCCCAACUGGUACAGCUGCAGAUCGGCAGCCUCAACAGCCAAGUAGGGUCCCUGUGCCAGUGAUUGCAAGUUUACAGGAGCCCCAGGAGCAAGUGGAGCCGGUGCAUCAUGCAGCUUCAAAUGCCUCCACCAGCCCAACAGAUCAUUCUACUGGCUCGACAAGAAUACCUCGCCCUCCUGGGGCUGUUGAUACUUUCUCAAGGUUUGAAAAAAAUUAAUUUGAGUAUUUGACUGUUUAGUAUUAUUACAUGUAUAGCUGAAAGCUUACUUGUGACAGUAAAUAGUUUGAUAGGUCAGAUAAGAGAUGAAAGUAGGGACUUGAAAAACAGAGCAAACAGAAGCAUCAGAAGCUCUUAAGCUCUUGUCUCGGAACGUGACAUGAUCGCAAUUUAAAUGCUCAAACCCUCUUCACUAGUUGCAACUGGCGAGGAACACCUUAGUUCUGAAACUGCAGUCUUGCUUUAGAACUUGUAACAGAAAGUCAGAUACACUGUUAAGACUCUUACCAAUGGAUGAACUACAGGACAUCACCAGCUAUAGUCCAAGGACUCGCUUACCUCAAGAAAAAUAAAAUUGGACUUUAUCGGCGCCUAACGAACUUGACUGACUUACAGCUCAAUUCUCCAUUGUUGGUUUAGCUUUCAGUUGAACUACAAUUCAGACCAGUAGAUAUCUAUCCUGUGAGAAUUGAAGAUCCAAUUAACAAUUACAUGUAACAACACUAAAGAGCUUGGCCUCAUCCCAUUCACUGACAAAAAAAGCUACAUGCCAGGCAUUUUGAAAAAAAAAACUAACAUCUUUAUUGAAAGGUUGUAUAGCCGCAAUGAAAAACUUAAGGUUUAACCAGAGGUCAAAGAAAAUCAGUGCUAAAACUGCAUGUGUAUUUGACUGUUUAGUCUUAUUAUAACUGACAGCUUCUUACAGUAACCAAUUAAAUAAUUUCUACAGGUGAUGUUAUGCAAACCCAAAACGAGAGAAAGACAAUUUAAACAAAGGAUAAAAACUGGUUGUCUGAUGAUUAAAAUAAUACUAUGAAAGUUUGGUCUGAAAGUCUAUCUUUCACCCUCCUGAGUCCUAUCUGCUUCUAUACCAAGGCCCAGUUGUUCGAAGGCCGAUUAGCGCUUAACCCAGGGUUAAAUUUAUUAACCCGGGUUUCUUUUUCUAUUGUUCAAACGCAUUUUCUUGGAUAAUUUUCUCUGUUAUUUUUAAGAGCAUCCAAUCAUCAACUUGUUGUCAUGACAGAAAGAAUUAAACUGAGUUUUCUUUUUAAGUUUUCAAAUCUGAAUUCAAAUUUCGCACUAACCCUGGGUUAUCUUAACCCAGAUUUGAACAACCUGGCCCAGCAUGUUCGGUGAGGUUGAAGAUUUGCUUUUAAAUCAAGUUAAUUCCCAGCCUGUUGUUAAAAAUUACUAAAGCCUUAUCAGCUUUAAAAUGGUUGGGAAUCUCCAUCAGGUUGAGUUGUUGUGCAAUAAUAGUGAGCUUCUGCAACAGGAUGGCAAAGAGAAGAGGGCAGCAAACAUUUUUGGUCUGAGACCGACAAAAAAAGGUUUCGAGCAUUUAUUUUUAUGUUUCACUCAACUUGGUGGCAGCUGACUCACUGUUUGAAUAUUAUGAUUAUUAAUGGUGGUGCAAUUUUGUUUUAUUUCAGGCAGCCAGUCUUUGAACAGGCUACAGCUGGGAGAGAAGUGGAUGUGCAAGAUUCAGGAGCAGGUAUAGUAACAGAUGCAUUACAUAUUCUACAGACUACAGUCAAACCUCUGUAAUACGGUCACCAAAAGGACAGAACCAAGUGUCCGCUUUACAGAAUUGUCUGUAUUAUAGAGGUAGGGAAUGUAUGAUUUUUGGCAUUUCUGGGACCAAACAAACUGUCUGUAAUAGAGAGGUGUUCGUAUUAUAGAGGUGUUUGUAAGGAGAGGUUAGACUAUACCAUCAAUGACUCAUGAAAGCUGGUGUACCAUUUUUACACCACUAAAUCUUAGUCGACUGUUACUGACACUGUACAAAUGACUUAUUGAUAAACUGAAGCAAAACUGACAGCAAAUGACUGGACAACCGACAACUGAUUUGACUAACAAUAAACGAUUAACUGUAACAAAAGAACUAUCAAAAUGAACCAAUGACAUAGAGUCUUCUUAGCCGAUGACAUCAUUGCUUAACUGACAGACGACCAAUAACAUUGCAGCUUAAACCAGAGUUUAAUACCAUCAAUUGACUUGAUACAACUCACUUUGACUCCGAAAAUGACUACUGCACUGGUUGUUGAAGUGCCAGUCACUGUCAACAACAUUCCUAUUCAGUACUUAACUCACCUGGACGAUUAUGCUCAACCCACUUACUGUAUGAAAUGACUCUUGAGUUCAAACCUUUCACAGUAACAGAUGCCCAGGUGGACCUAGAGCUCAAAGGAAACCUUCAGUCUGAUGGAUGCUUCUUGGAUCCCGAGAAGUAUGAUCCAGUGAAAUUCUUAGGAUCUGGAGGAUAUGCGAUGGUAAAGGGUACAAAUUCAGUGUGUAUAGAGGAUAUUGCGGCCUUCUUAGGGAUUUAUGUAUGCCCCUGGGCUAGUGCAGGGUUGUCAAAAGUAGCCGGCUGUCGGCGAAAAUCGCCGCCUACAUGGUUAGUAUCGGCUGGCUACUCUGCUUGGCAUUUCUUUACGGAUGGCAUUUCUUAAAUAAAAUAUCCCUGGACUGGCCGUUGCAACUCAGUCGUCUACCUCAAAAGUUCUGACAACCCUGCUAGUGUAAAUUUCAAAACCCGAUGUUGUAUGUAAUUGAAGAGGAGUUCAUGUUGCUGUUCGUAUUUUACUAUUGUAUUUGGGAUUUUCCCUGUCACUGUCGCAGAUUCAACCCAUCUUUGUGUCGUUUGUCGCCAUUUCCUCUGUUUUACGUUGCUGUUUCAAGAAUACCCCAGGGAAACCUUUAAAAUUAGACUUUCACCUAAUCAGUCCUUGAUUUUAUUGUUAUUUGAAAAGUCUAGGAAUUUACUUCUCCACGCUGCAAUGCAUGAUUGAUAAACAAAAGCAACAGUUUUAAUUUAGAGGCUUUGUGAGGCCCUACUUGAUUUUGUGCAGAAUUUAGGCUAGUUUUCAUUAAUUACAUGAUUUCAUAUGGAUUAUGCAAUCCAGUGCAAUUUUAGAUCAUAAUUGGUAGGGGGAGGGAUGUCUACUGCAGGAACCCUUUCAAUAAUGUAAUUCUUCAUUUGAAAGUGCUUAUAAUUUUAAGGGCAGACUGAGGCUUGAUUUUCUUAUAACAGGUCUAUCUUGUGGUUGAAAAACGAACAGGCAAGAAAAUGGCUUCUAAGAUGUGUGAUCUACGGGCAAAUGCCACUAAAUCACAAAAGGAAAAAAGGGACGCACAAAAGGUACAAAGUUGUAACUACAAUUUAUGAUCCAAUAUUAUCGUUCCAUUUAUAGUCAAGGCAGUCCAAAAAAACUUUUUGUGGUCUUUUUUCUUGUCCGUACCAUCACUUGGGUAUUUUUGGGAUUUUCGUUUGCUGGUCUGAAUUUUAAGUUCUCUUGUCCAAAAAAAUCCCUUCUUCACUGCCCCCCAGAGUAAGUAAUGAAGGCAUGAAGUGAGAUUUUCGGAGGGAUUGAGUGAGCAUGAAUAAAACAUAAAAAUGGUAAAGGUCCUUAAUAUUUUACGUUGGUAACCUGUAACAAUCAUCAUUUGACUGACAAACCUGAGGCUGAUGGCGCACUCAUUUACCCACCACCACGACCACCACAACCACCACAACCACUGCUUUCUAAGACAGGAGUGCUGUUGAUGGUUAGACUAACGUUUGAGUCUGUGGAUGAAAUACUACGGUGUGACCAAAUGAAAGCUACUGAGCAGAACUUUCCUGUGGUACUGUUUAUUAUGCUGUACAAGGUGGUUCUAACUUUUGUGUCUGUGGAUGAAAUCCUGUGGUGUGACCAUUCAAAUGAAAGCUACUGAGCAGUACUUUCCUGUGGUACUGUUUAUUAUGCUGUACAAGGUGGUUCUAACUUUUAAAUCUGUGAAUGAAAUCCUUUGAUGUGACCAUUCAAAUUAAAGCUUCUGAGCAGUACUUUCCUGUGAUUCUGUUUAUUAUGCUGUACAAGGUGGUUCUAACUUUUAAAUCUGAGAAUGAAAUCCUUUGAUGUGACCAUUCAAAUUAAAGCUUCUGAGCAGUACUUUCCUGUGGUACUGUUUAUUAUGCUGUACAAGGUGGUUCUAACUUUUGAGUCUGAGGACUAAACCCUAUGGUGUGCCCUUUUAAGUGAAAGCUUUUUGGAAGUUCCUUCACUUUAAUAGUAUUACUUGUUUUCGUCAUUUUCUGAAAAUGAAAUUGAAAAAAAUUGUGUUGAAUUUUGACUUUUGUCACUUUUCGAAAAAGGGUGAAGAUUUUUUUAUUAGGGAAUUUUAGAUAUGAUUGUUGUCAAAAAUGGUUUAGUUUUUGUUUUUGGUCUUAGCUGGUAGAGUCUAUGGAAAUUGAAGUCAUGGCUCUAGCUUUAUUAAAACACGAGCACAUUGUUGAGUUCUUUUUUGUGGAGCAUAUUCGCAACACCGCUCUUCUGUUUCUGGAGUACAUGGAAGGGGUAAGAAAACUUUAAGUUGAUCAAAAUGAGUUAUGUAUAAAAGUUCAGAUAAAAUCAGUGGGAUCUGAUUCAAGAGGGCGUAAUGUAUGAACUUAAAAAUAUGCAAAAAAGUAUGCAAUUAAACUAGAAAAAAAUAAACUGUGGAGAAAAUGUAAACUGGUCUGAAUAGUUAACUGCAGAAUUUAAAAAAUUAUAUAAUAUAAUUGAUAAUAUCAUAGUAAAUAACACUUCACCGAUUAUUUUUCUUAUCUUAUUUACAUGUACUUCAUGUUCAUUUUAUUGCGUUUUUCUGUUUGUUUACUUAUAUUUUUAAUAGUUUUGGGUAAAUAUGUAUAUAUCAUUUUUUCACCCACCCGACUCGAUUUGCCAUGCUAGUGUCGAGCGGGACAUAUGUGAUACAAACAUUUGGUGUAUUCGUGUUUGGUGUUAUUAAAGUAAAGUGUUUUAACUGUAAGAAUACGUUAUAGUAUGAACUAUGAAAUGGAUGUUUUAACCAUUUAAAUGGGUGAACCGAUCAUUUCACGGUAUAGACUAAUGAAAAAUAAAACUCAGGACUGGUGAAUUUCGUUUAAGAAUCGCGUUUACCAAUUUCCAUUUACCGAGAAACGGCCCCAAAAUGCUCAUACUGGUUUCAAAAAUGAGUUAGAAGAAAUGGGGCACGAAUUUCCCUGUGGAACAUUCCGGCCGAAAAACAGGACUACCUUUUCAGACAUUCCGUUAAUUUGCUCUUUAACGACCCAAAAAAUCGUGUUCUUUUUCCUUUCUAACCGGAAUUUCCUGAAGCUUUUCGUAAAUAGUGAACGUUUUUCCGCCAGGGUACUCUAGAAGAGUUCCUUGAGGACAACGGACCUUUGGAAGAACCUUUGGUGGUCAAGUUCACAAGUCAACUUCUUUCUGCAGUUAAUUAUCUCCACACGAAUGGAAAAAAGCACAUUGUACACAAAGAUAUAAAAGGUUAGGUUUGAAUAGCUUUUGCCUCUUGUACGCAAGCCUGAGUGGUCGAAGGUUUUCGAAAACAGGUGUUCAUGUGAACGGAGGUUUCGUACAACGCUUUCCAAUUUUUUUUCUAUGAGAACGUAAGCUUCAGGGGCACUCAGCGACUUUUUUCUGCAAAAUAACUGUCUAAGGGGCAAAUAUUACCUAGAAAUUUCUAAAGCUUGAGAAAAGCUACAAAUUUCUGGAUAACCGUUCCAUUCGUCUAAAAUAUUCGGAGGUUUUCUAAGAUUUUCAGAGGUUGUGUUAUCCACAUUUUAAUAAAGGUCUCCUAAAACUUUCGGUAUAUAUAAAGACAAAACGUCCCCUAUAAGUUUCUAAUGAAAGCAAGGCUACUUCAUGUCCUCGAACUUUUGACCGGACCCGUACGGGUAGCUAACACUUUCGGAUGAGACGAAAAAGCCACCUAAAACUUUCGUGACGACCAAAGUUCCCUAAGACAUCCGAACAGAUGAAUAGUUUUUAGGGCAACUCCAAAUUAACCAAACAGGCUUCAAAAAGCAUAGAGAAAAGCAUCUAAGACAUUUCUGGCGUAUUUGGAAACGUUCGGUCGUUGGGUGCCCCUGAAGCUUGAGCACAGGCUACGUAGUGUAUACUUUCCCUGGAUGACUUGCCGCCUUUCUUAUUAAAUUUUACGGCCUUCCAGUGUGGCGCUGUAGUCAGCUGUGUAAUUGAGACCGACGUUUAUUUUCGUACUUGUAAAACACAGAAGUACAAAAUUUUCUUCAUUUUCUACAACAAAAUCAUUGGAAGAACGUAGAAAACGUUAGUUGUAAACGGGUAUAUGUUACUUUCAAGAUGCGAACGUGCUAGUGUAACACGUAACUUUUUUUAAUGGUUUUCGAAACGCACUAGUGUGACCUCUAGUGUGGUCAUUGCUUAAGUGUUAAUUGAAUAUAUUGGUUAUUUUAGGUUCGAAUAUUUUGCUGGAUGGCGCCCAGAAAAACAUAAAACUGGCUGACUUCGGAAUCUGUACAAUAAUGGAGGUAAGAUCAUGUCCUUUAUAUGAGGUUUUCAUACUCUUUUGCCCUGAAAAUGGGAAGUACAUACAGUAGCACACCGGUAACUCAAACUCUGAAGGGAACCAAAAAACAGUUCGAGUUUGCGGGGAAUUCGAGUCAGCGGGGAAUUGCUAAGGGAGUAAAAAGGACUCGAAGUAAUCGUCUGAAAUUCAGGCUAGCGGGGAAUUCGAGAGAUCCGAGUUCGAGUUAUCGAGGUUUUACUGUAUACCGGUUGGCUUCAAAUAAAUCAGCCCUUUGCCGUUUUGCCAGCCUUGCUUUCAAUUUUGUUCUAAUUCCCACUUCAAGUGACGUCUGGCAUUAGCAUCUCCACAUGAGAGAUCCGGCAAAAAAGAAACCAGUCGGUUUUAUUUACGCGUCAAGUGGACCUUUGUAUUCAAGGGUUUUUAUCAUGGGAGCAAUGUAGUAGCACAUGGAGGUGCAAUUGUACUCUUUUUUAUCGCUAGCCUCUCGCUCUAAACACAUAUUAUUUGUCGUCUGUCUCAUGACUACCUGUUGAUUUCUACAGAAACUAAGAACCGCCACAGAUGGCAUGGUGACCAAAAAUAAUGUAGCCUCUUUUCAUUGGACAAGCCCUGAGCUUCUCGGUGGGGAAACAUUUACUCGAAACACAGAUAUAUGGUAAGCAGAAUUCGACGGCUUUCUUGUUUGUGGAAGAAUUGACUUUAAGUCUUUGCCUAGUUAAUGUCACUCUCUUUGUCUGAGUUUCAGGUCUGUAAAUUAUAACAUUGCGCAGCGCUAUUACUGUAGCGAGUGAUAUCGUCUUCUCCAUACAUCAAUGCUUUGAUUUUUUUUUUGGAGUUGACGGAUUCCGCGCUUGCGAGUUUACGAGAUAUUAUAAAAUUAUUUCACGAGCCCUUCAGUCAGUUUUAGGCUGUGUUCCAACCUCUUUCCCAGGGUUCUCUCCUACCCACUCUUCGGAGCUCCGAAAUUUUGCUUCACUUCGAGUUUGAGAUUUCUUACAGUUCUUGCAUUGCUUUUAGGAGUGUUGGAUGUACAGUAGUGGAGAUGCUAACAACAAAGCCACCUUUAUACUUUGAAAAUCUGACUAGAAGUCAAAAAAUGUUCCGGAUUGUAAACAAUCAAAUUGAACCACCGACUGAUUGUACGUCGCUGGCGUUUGGGUUUUUAAAACGGUGCCUUUGGUAAGUAUAUUACCUGCAUACAGGAGCCCAUAACCCGGAGCGAGCAGCUCCCAUACUAGGCCUAUGUCACGGCGUUUUUACGGACCAGUUUAUUUUUAGACACAUUUAAGGACACUUUUUCGCGCGAAAAUAGAAUCUCCACCAUGUCUAUGAGCGCAUUCGAAGUAUAAGAUAUCAAAAACGAAAACUAAACGUUAUUAAAAGGCAAACCAUAUCAGUUUAAGGUCUGUAGGUUAUGCUGACUGGUUUGUGGAAUUUAAAAGAUAUUCAAAAUUCGCGCCAAAACCGCUAUAAAAAAUAAACUGGUCCGUGAAAAAGCCGUGACCAAGCGCAUGGAAGUUGCUUGCUCCGGGUUUUGGGCUCCUGUUGCAUGCCUAAAAUGGCGGCUAGUUUAAUAUUCUUUUGUUCAUUUUAAAACCAGCCUCCCAACUUCGUUCUUAAGAUCAGAAUUUAAAAGAAUAUCUUAUCAUAAGCAAAGUUAUUUGAGCUGAUAUAAGCAAAAGAAUAUUAAGCUAGUCGCCGUUUUUGGAAUGGGCUAAUUCGUUAGUUAGGGAGAGGUAGAGUCAAGAUUGAUUUUCUUAUGGUAGUAUGGUUCUAUGGCUCUCACAAAUUUAUGACUAUUCUAUUGAGAUUUCUUACCUGGAACCUGCCUUUUUGAAAAAACAGGUUUCUACGAUACUGAGCCCAUCCAUACUCGUUGUAUUGUAUCUUUUUGUAUUUUAGGCUGCGUUUAUUUGGAUAAAAAUUGCCCCGGGAAAGAGGGUCACCCUUCCAGCCGAGUUAACUUUCGCGAGCGUUUAUAUCAAGUGAGAAAAAAGCCGACCCAUUUGUCCAAGCCAAUAGCGCUCGCUCAUACUGUGAUUGUGCCGCCAUUGCAUCCUCACAGAUCGUUUUUUUUUUUCUAACUUUCUAUUCAGUCCAAAGGAAACUCGCGCAUCCGCUGCGGAGCUUUUGGUAGAUCCUUAUCUGAACCAAGAAUGACGUGUACGAAGGCUCACGUCUGGUCAUGUGGAGAGUGUUUGGACGCCACGUGCUUCCAUUUAACCAAGAGAGGGAAUAGAGCGACAUCCAGCGGAUAAGCUCCUCCGGGCCUCGUUUUAUCCUUAGGGUUUUAAAUAGGGAGCUUAAGGACAGCAACUAGGCCUGUCCCGAUUGUGCUCGUAAAAUGCUGGAAAGUUGCUUAUUGGGAUGCUAAAAAGUUGCUAAACAAAACUGCCACAAAUCCCAAACGUCGCUACCUAAAUUUCAAAAGUCGCUACGUAAGUUUCUUGAUAUUUUUAAUAUUUUUGUUAAUUAAAAGCUUUAUUUUCCGUUCUUCACAAUAAUUGUUAACAUCGGUCAAGAAAAAUAGCUUGAAAGUUACCUUUAAACCGUGGCAGGAUUAGCUCAGUCGGUGGAGCGUUUGACUGUAGAGCGGGAGGUCACGGGUUCGAUUCCCGGGGCAGAACCAUUACUCAGGGUCUUAAAAUGACUCAGAAAUGACGGUACUUCCUUUGCACUGCAAGCGGCUAGACCUUCGCGUGGCUCGGAUGACCACGUAAAAUGGCGGUCCCGUCUCCAGUACGAGACGUAAAAAUAGUGUCCCCAAUUAGCACUUUCGUGCUAAAUACAUUGACACUCAAAAAGUUCAAAGUGCAAAGAGUUGCUCGUAAAUAUGGACGAUACCACAGGUAUUUCUUUUUUUUGUAAUUGACUGAAAUGCGCAUUAAAUUUUUCCUCUAGCUUUUUUCUUUAACUUGAAGUUUUCUGUGAAAUCGUUGACUUUUUCAUGCUUGAUAUGUGCUCUAAACCUAUAUUUUGCUCAAAAAUUGCUCAGAAACGCAUAAGUUGCUCAAAAGUUGCCGAGCACAAUCGGGAUAGGCCUGACGGCAACAAGAACGUCAAAAAAGCAAUAUAUAAAGAUUGGAAAAACCAGACUCGUACCCAGUAGCUUCUCUGUAUUCGCGCUGUGAUUAAUGGAAAGGAUUUAGUGAUUCGCGGUGCAUAAAGGGAAGGACGGAAGAAAACCGCGAAGCGUCCUCCUUUUUGAGCUAUUUUGAAAAAAUAGCUCAUAUGUCAGUGGUGUGAGCGUAUGUAUCUUUGUGGCUUUGUAACUUUGUAUCUUUGUAACUUUGUAACUUUGUAACUUUGUAUCUUUGUAACUUUGUAUGUUCGGAUGUUUGUUGCAAGAGCCAAUAAGGUUGAAGGUACUAUUAGUUGAUGCUUAGGAACCAAUGAGAUCUUAGCAUCUACUUAAACAUGGCAUUGGUAAAGGUCGAACAAGGGCACUUUGAGACCGCCAUCUUCAUUCUUCACAAUUUUUUCGUCUUUUAUUACGGCUACAGGUGUUUGGAAACAUUAUGUUAAAUAUCUUCAUGAUUCAAACGCUGUGUACAGUGAUGCAGCUGUUUAAGGGUUCAUAUUUUAGUAUGGAUGCUGCUUCAAGGCAUUUCUGACCUAAUUCGGCUAUCUGUACAACGCACGUCAGUAUGAGUUCUGUUUCACCCGCUUCACUUGGGUAGAGUAUAAAAGAUCAUAUAUUUUCAAAGCUCUUCCAAUGAAGCAAUAAUUGAUAUUUAGAUAUAGACUUUAAUUCGAAAGUAUGCGCCCUAUAAAAUGUGGUUUUAGAAGUUUAAAAAGGCAGCUUAUUUUUGUAAAAGCUGUACCGAGUAUUGUUAAUCCUGUAAACAAGCUUUAAAAAUAUUAUUCUCUCGCUUACAAAGUUCAACAGACCUUUUUCGUUCUGGCAAAACAAAACAAAAAAAAGAAUAAUAAGUGAACAACAUGAUACAUCCUUCCUGCAUACUAAGUAUUAUAGUUUCUGAAACGUAUUUUAUUUAGUAAAGAUGCGUAACUUGAGUAGAAACAGUAGCAUUAGGGAAUAAAAUUGGAAGAAGCUAGUUGACACAAUAAUUAGAUACUGUUGUAUUGAGUGGAGUAACAUGAUACAAGUAGAAAUAUAUUUCGGCAGUUUGAUAAUUUUCUUGGAAGUUAAUAAAUGUUAGGCUAUCAACCUUGACGUUGCAUGAAACAUAAAUUAAUUGCAGAUGUUGUAAUAAAGCCGAGGUGACUUCUUAAAAUCGCUUGAGAAAAUUUUGUAGUAAAACAAUUUGCCUUUUUUUUACGUACGAAUUGUAAAAGGGCCAAAGACCAACAUCUUCACAUGCAAAUUGUGUGCAUGAGUUAUUUUUAUAAUUCUGUUUACUAGAUUACUGUGUGAUAACUCGAAUUCCCUCACUUACGAACC
Porites lobata is the source of this 22841-nucleotide messenger RNA. Lineage: Eukaryota; Metazoa; Cnidaria; Anthozoa; Scleractinia; Poritidae. The record is from the annotation of a GenBank genome assembly.